This is a messenger RNA of Brachypodium distachyon (stiff brome), 1639 nucleotides long. RefSeq lists its product as uncharacterized. The transcript is spliced from 2 exons. Gene Ontology annotation, molecular function: protein binding. Lineage: Eukaryota; Viridiplantae; Streptophyta; Magnoliopsida; Poales; Poaceae. The record is from RefSeq and is a predicted model, not a curated record. The coding region runs from base 99 to 1061 and encodes 320 amino acids.
AGACCGCACGAGCGUGUGUGCGUGCCGGCGACGAGAUCGUGGGCGGCGGCGGCGGUCUCGCCAUCGAGGAACCUAAGAGCAGAAUCUUCCCAAGUAAGAUGGCAACGUGCCGACGAUCAUGGUCAGACAUACCAUCAGAGCUUGCAGGCCUGGUCCUUCUCCGCCUCCCUGCCCACUCUGACGGCAUCCGUUUCGCAGCCGUAUGCCGCCAGUGGUGCAUCUCCGCAAAGCAGCAACACCUGCCCCCUCCUUUGCCAUGGUUCAUACUCCCCGGAGGCACCUUCUUCAGCUUACCCCACAGUGCAUCCUUCCAGAUCCCCAACGGUGCUGAAUUCCACAGCUCCUGCGGCGAGUGGCUUGUUUUCUCAGGUGACUACACCUGCUCCUUGGUAAACACCACCACCAAGGUCACCUUGGCUCUCCCUGACCUGGAUGAAUUUGACCUCAUCGAUGAGCCUGAUGAAGUUAUCAACGGUCAUAGCAUAGCAUACACAUUACUUGACCAGAAUAAAACCAUCUCAAUAUACAAGCUCAUUGUAUGCUCAGGUCUCCUUGUUGCUGCCAUCGUUGACCUUGGGGAUCUCCAGACUCUUGCAUUUUGUCGUCCGGGAGGUGACCUAUGGUUUGUGAGUGCGCUUGGCUGCGACAGAUCCCUUGAAGACAUAAUUCACCAUGAAGGUAAGCUGUACACAGCUGAUGGGUGGAGGAACCUUUACGUCAUCGAUGUUGAAGAGGACAGUGAGAGCAGUACGCUAAUCAUGUCUCGGACUGAGUGCAUCAUCAACGGUCCUCCCUUUCCCUUCAAGCAGUUACCACAUUGCCUUAUCAUAUCCCAUGAAUACCUCGUUGAAUCUCGUGGUGCCCUGCUGCUGGUCCGUGGAACAUUCUUCGCUGACAAGGAGUGGGAGUCCGGGCCCAGGGUGUCGAGGAUCGAAUUUGAGGUGUUUGAGGCAAACUUGCAGUUGUUGCAGUGGGUACAGAUGACGAGCGUGGGGAUGAUUGGGCUCUGUUUGUCGGGCCAAGAAGUUCCAAGUCUGUCUGCGUGUCUCAGUACAAGGUAAAGGGGAACUCUUAUCUUCUUCCUCGAUGAUGGCAACUGCAGCUUGUAUUGGGAUCAUGCGCCGAGCGCGCCGAGUUCUUACGCUAUAUACGACAUGAGUGAUGAAACUGUCCGCUCCCCGCUUCCCGAUGGAUCAAAGGCAAGAAAGCGCCACCGACAUGGCAUUUCCCUCCAGGCUCAGAUGGAUGAGUCCCUGUGACGUGCAGAUCAGAUUAGGGCCGUGCAUGCAACACCGCAAGUGAUGAUCGGUUAAUCGUUAUCAACAACAGAUGUCUUUUGAAGAUGUCAUUUGAAUCUAAACCGUGUUCAUUCUGGGUCAGUUGUAGCAAGAUUAUACUCCGAAGAAUGGUUGUUCUACUGGGGCUUUUCUAGCCUCCUUGAAGAACUAUGUUGCUUAGUUGUCCCUUGAGGAAGUUAUAUGUGUGUUGCUGGCAAGUAGUUAUAUAUGCUCUGAUCCGUUCACGGAGCUCAUCGUUUUCCACAUGGACAGAAUCGUGAAAGCAGAACUUAUGACCGUGCAUUUCGCAAUUGUAGUGGUCCUGUUUUCUUUGUUGGCUAUUAAAGCAACAGGAACAGAAA